AGUACUGACGAUAAGCCUGUCAGGUUUUUCUUGUGUGGCAUUGUCCAUUUAUAUUUUGUUUAAUAUUGGAACAUUAGAUGUAACCGGUCUGAAACAGUUCUGCAGUGUAAAAUGGAAAACAAAGGCGCGCUCUCGGUCGUGCUUCAUCUUUGUCUCAGUGUUUUUGUUAUGGCGGACACCGUUUAUGGAGAUGCGAGCUAUUCUUUUCCGGAGGAGAUGAAACGAGGAUCUGUGAUUGGAAAUUUAGCCAAGGACCUCGGCCUGGAUGUGAACAGACUGUCGGUUCGUAAAGCUCGCAUUAAUUCUGAAGGUAACCGAAAGAAAUACAGCGACAUUAAUGUGAAUACAGGAGAACUGACUGUGGCAGAAAGGAUUGACAGAGAGGGUCUUUGUGGAAAGAAGACUGCAUGUGUUAUAAAACAGGAGCUGGUGCUGCAAAAUCCAUUAGAAUCUCAUCGAAUUAACAUAAAUGUACAGGAUGUGAACGACAAUUCACCUUUAUUCAAAAAAGACGUCAUUAAAUUUGAAAUUAGAGAAACAGCAGAUAAAGGAUCUCGUUUUCUCCUGGAGGAGGCUCACGAUGCAGACAUAGGUACAAACUCAGUCCAGAGCUACUCAGUAGCACAAAAUGAACAUUUCACAUUAUCUGUCAGCUCGAAAGCAGGUGGACGGGUUUACUGUGAAUUGGUGCUGGAUAAAGAGUUAGAUCGCGAGCGGGAGCAGGAGGUAUCACUGAUUCUCACUGCAGUUGAUGGUGGGACUCCACCGAGAUCAGGUACUGUAGCCAUACACGUCACUGUACUGGAUGCUAAUGAUAAUGCUCCAGUGUUUAGUCAGUCUGUUUAUAAGAUCAGUCUGCCUGAAAAUUCUCCUUUAGGUACUGUAGUGGUUACUGUGAGCGCUACAGAUGCAGACGAUGGUGUGAAUGGGGAGGUUUCAUAUGAGUUUAGUCACGUUUCUGAGAACGAUUUAGCAACAUUCUCUCUCGAUCCUAAUUCCGGAAAAAUAUUUUUACUAGAAUCUCUUGAUUACGAGGAGGAAUCCAUUUUUGAACUACAGGUUCAAGGUACUGAUGGCUUAGGGUUGGUAUCAUUUGCUACUGUAGUGAUAGAAAUAUCAGACGUUAAUGACAAUGCACCUGUUAUACUAAUUAACACACUUUAUAGUCCAGUUCCUGAGAAUGUACCACUUUCUACAGAAGUGGGAAUCAUUAAUGUACAAGACAGAGAUGCUGACAAUAACGAACAGGUUCACUGUUCACUUCAGCAAAAUGUUCCAUUUAAACUCGUUCCAUCAAUUAAAAAUUAUUAUUCUCUGGUGACAACAGGUGAAUUAGACCGAGAGCUCGUAUCUGAUUAUAACAUUACAAUCACUGCUACUGAUGAAGGCUCUCCACCUUUGUCCUCCUCUAAAACUAUUCAUUUAUCAGUAGCUGAUGUGAAUGACAAUCCACCUGUAUUUGAGGAGCAGGUUUACAGCGCUCAUGUGAAAGAAAACAACAAACCAGGCUCAUCUGUUUGUACUGUAGCAGCAACAGACCCGGACUGGAGACAGAAUGGUACUGUAGUUUAUUCUCUUCUACCUUCUGAUGUCAGUGGUGCUCCAGUGUCCUCAUUUGUAUCCAUUAAUGGAGACACAGGUGUUAUCCAUGCAGUGAGGUCUUUUGAUUAUGAGCAGUUGAAAAGUUUCAAAGUGCUCGUCUUAGCCAGAGACAACGGUUCUCCUCCACUCAGCAGUAACGUGACUGUGAGCGUCUUCAUAAGUGAUGAGAAUGAUAACUCUCCACAAAUCUUAUACCCCUCUCCGGAAGGAAACUCCUUCAUGACUGAGAUGGUGCCCAAAGCUGCCCAGUCAGGCUCUCUGGUGUCCAAGGUGAUCGCAGUGGAUGCGGACUCUGGUCAAAACGCGUGGCUUUCUUAUCACAUAGUGAAAGCGACUGACCCAGGACUUUUCACUAUUGGUGAGCACAGUGGAGAAAUCAGGACGCAGCGGGACAUUUCUGAGUCUGACAGUACAAAGCAGAAUCUCAUUGUUUCAGUCAAAGAUAACGGACAGCCUUCACUUUCUGCAACCUGCGCCGUCUAUUUGCUCGUAUCUGAUAACUUGGCUGAGAUUCCUGAACUGAAAGACAUGUCUUAUGAUGAGAGCAGCUCCAAACUGACUUUUUAUUUGAUCAUCGCGCUGGUGUCCGUCUCCACCUUCUUCCUCACCUUCAUCAUCAUCAUCCUGGCCGUGAGGUUUUGUCACAGGAGGAAGCCCAGACUGCUGUUUGAUGGAGCUGUGGCCAUUCCCAGCGCGUAUCUCCCUCCAAAUUACGCAGAGGUGGAGGGAACGGGAACUCUCCGCAGCACCUACAAUUACGAUGCAUAUCUGACCACAGGAUCACGAACCAGUGACUUUAAGUUCGUCACAUCUUACAAUGAGGGAACUCUUCCUGCUGACCUGACUCUCAGGAAGGAUAAAUCCGUUGAGAAUCUGAUGGGAUAUGCUGGUGACGAAUUUGAAGGUGUAACCCAGGUAUGA
This is a messenger RNA of Colossoma macropomum (tambaqui), 2523 nucleotides long. Its product is annotated as protocadherin beta-16-like. NCBI's taxonomy places the organism in Eukaryota, Metazoa, Chordata, Actinopteri, Characiformes, Serrasalmidae. Gene Ontology annotation, biological process: homophilic cell-cell adhesion. The coding region runs from base 112 to 2523 and encodes 803 amino acids. Gene Ontology annotation, cellular component: plasma membrane. Gene Ontology annotation, molecular function: calcium ion binding. The transcript has a single exon. The record is from RefSeq and is a predicted model, not a curated record.